GCUGGACACCUCUACUCAUGAUGUUCCUCUGUAUGGUACUACUGUCUGUGCUGGGAGGAAUGAAGGAAAAACAUAACCGCAGGGGGGAAUUGUUACUUCAGGAGUGCUGGGGACAGCCAACAGUCCAAGAAUGUGCCAAGCAGUGUUCUAGAACCUUUAGAUGUGUAGAAAUAAAUCACACAUGUUGCUGGACGUACUGUGGAAACAUCUGCUGGGAAAACACAGACCCGCCCUGGGCCUGCAGCAGCAGAGCACAGAGAAGCAGGAUGGGCAGCAGAGCCUGGGUCUGCAUGACUCUGCCCCGAGUGGGGAGCUCUCAAUCUGGCCCGGACUCCCCUGGAGAGCUGAGUGUGGAGAGUGAAGGAAAGAAAGAGGAGGCCACACCUCCCCCCCACCAGCCCCCUACCUCCCCCAGUAGGAAGAGGCCAGAUAAAAAGCUGUCAGCCUGUUACUACAGACACUCAACUCAGACACUUUCAGAGGCAGGUGUCAGGAAUCCAGAGGCCCAUCCCAAUCCGUGCGCAUCUUCACCCAGUUACCUCAUACCUCAUACCCCUGCCAGUAAGUGGAUAACAGAGCAUCUGCCUUACACAUCUGUCUUGCUAUGUGCUGGUGCCUUCAGAGGAUCAGAGAACGCUCUGAGCCAGGCUCAAGGACUGGGAAUUCUACUACUGCUAGCUGGCUUUCCGGUGCAAAAAAUCAGCAUCGGGAAAAGACCUGUCUUCUGCCAAAACUUCACCCAAACACCCGCAGAAACUACCAUGAAGCUCUGGGCUCUCCUACUCAUCGCGCUCACCUAUGAGGUUGUGACGCUUCUGCCCGUGCUGGGAGGCCUCAAGAACAAACCUUUCUGUGCACUAAAGCAAAAGGAUGUUCCUUUCCAAAUCAUACAUGCUGCUGGACCUACUGUGGCGACAUCUGCUUGGACAAUGAGUGAGUUGUUCGGGGGUGGGGAAGGUUGGGUCUGGGGAUGCUUCCUCACUGCUCCUCACCCUUGUUCAGAAGCUAUGGCCUGGAACAGAAGACAUAGUCACCUAAAUCCUGGUCACAGAAAUAAGCAGCAUAAGGCAACACCCUUCUGCCUCCACACCUAAGCUGCCACUCACUGUAAAUUAAACCAAGACACCAGCAUGGGAGCCUCCACAUUUCUUUUCACUCUCAUUCAAUUCCUCCCAAACAUCACCCAUCAGUUUGUUCAUCCCUCCCUUGUCCAAGGUCCCAAUUAUUGCCUCCUUAGUCUGGCCUCUCCAUUGGCCCCUUAUCUCAGCCAAGCCCAAGAAGACCCGGUCUCUACCUGUCUGCUCAAUUGGCAAAUCUCUUGAGAGAAAUUGAUUAAAAGUGGGUAACUCCUGGGAAUUCCCUGGUGGUCUAGUGGUUAGGACUCCGUGCUCUCACUGCUGAGGGCCUGGGUUCAGUCCCUGGUCGGGGAACAAAAAUUCCACAAGCUGCAUUGUGUGGCAAAAAAAAAAAAAAAAAAAGGGGGGUAACUCCUGAUCUUACAGGAAGAAUUCCUGUUCCCAUUAACUGUGGCUAAGGGUGCUAUUAAGUUUGGGAGUCGAUGUCCCCCAGGGUUCCCUGACUUUUAACCACUUAACUUUUCUCUUCCAGAGAACCCUUUAAAUUCAUGCUAAAACCCUAGAUUCUAGCUGACCCCCGACUAGUGUGGGCUGGAGGUUGACUGUGUGGUCAAGAAGAGGGCUGCCUUGUUCUCUGUUGGGAUACCCACUCUCUCCAGCUGAGGACCUCUUUGCUCUCUCCUUGACCUCUCUAUCCUGAGAAGGCUCAAGUCUUUGCCAAAUAAACGGAUCCACCAACCUGAGGGCUCUGUAUUUUUUGGUACUUCAUCCCUGUAACUUCAUUUCUUUCAUUAUAAUCCCCAACAGCCUCCAAAGUUUUUCCCGUCCCAUCACGGGCACAGGCACCCAACUCUGCCUUCCAGUUAGAAAAAUGUAUUAGUCAGGUAUGCUCAUGGCUGUAGCAAAAAUACAGAGAUUUAUAAAAAUCUCAUGAGGUUAACACGGUAAACGUUUAUCCUUAUUCACAAGACAUUUCCCUGAGGGUGAUCAGUGAACAGCCACCCAUGUCAUGAUCCAAGGACCCUGGCUCCUCCCAUCUAUAGCUCCACUGUCUCCUAGGACCUCUUCUGCAUCCAGCCAGCAGCUGGGUGCAGAAGGUAGUACAGGGGCUCAUACAGAAGGGCCAGGCAUAGAAGUGGGGUUUACUGUUUCUCUCCACAUUCUAUUUGCCAUAAUGUAGUCAUAUGGUCCCACCUAUUUGCAAAGAAGGCUAAGAAAUAUAGUCUAGUUGUAUGUCCAAUAAGAACAGGAAAGGGGAUUUGGUGAACACAUGGCAGUCUCUGACCUGCCUAUUUAUGCAAAGCCAGACUCCUUAAGUAAGACCCUGGCCUCCACAUCACUCUGUCCCAUGGAACAAGCACCCCCUGGUAAGAAGCUGGCAUCUACUGUCAUUACGGAAAGAGUUCCUGACCUCAAGGCGGGUACUCAGAGCUUCCAGAACGAUUCGUCUUCUGCCAUCCCUAGUAGCCUCUUAUUUCUGCCGGGUCAGAUUUGUCUGCCUGUCAGUUUUACCCGGGUAAUUUUCCUCAUAUCCUGAGAUGUCAGGUAAUACAAGGCAGGUUUUCCUGCCCAUAUUGUUUCCCCCAAUUAUAUCUGAAUUUCUACCAUUUGUCAUCAGUAUCUUGAAGAUCAUUUAAAAAAUACAACUUCUUCUGGAUGAGGGGUACCUACUAUAUAUCCAGGCUUGUGCCUCUUCCUGGUCCAGAGGACAAGAUAUUCUCACUUAGAUGGAUGAGUCAGUCUCAGUUGAUAGCUGAGGCAUGCCUAUCAAUUUACAGCCUGAAGAAAGGCUCAGGAAUGUGAUAUAGCAAAGCCCAAGACCAGGCAAGAGACUAAGUCCUACUAGAACACUGGUUAGUGCCUUAGAGCUCAGAAUAAUGAAAAGGGACAAUGGCUCAGGGGCUCAGGUAAACAUCCUUCAGGAGUGGGGCUCCAGGCUCCCCACUAUGGAGCAUCACUGGGGAUUUCCCUUCACCAUUAUAAUAGUAUUUCACUUUCUCCUGGAUUAAAGAUCCUGUUUCCAAACCCCACCUCUCUCUCUUUCUUAACAACCUCAUUUUGGUAAUAUACACCCUAUAGGGGGGCUUCCUGAGAAACGGUACUUGAGAACUAACUAAAUAAAGUAAAUUUAAAAAAUCUGACAUUUCAUGCCUUCAUUCUACCCUUAUCUUAAUUAUUAUUUAUUUAUUAUUUAUUUUUGGCUGUGUUGGGUCUUCGUUUCUGUGCGAGGGCUUUCUCUAGUGGCGGCGAGCCGGGGCCACUCUUCAUCGCGGUGCGCGGGCCUCUCACUAUCGCGGCCUCUCUUGUUGCGGAGCACAGGCUCCAGACGCGCAGGCUCAGUAGUUGUGGCUCACGGGCCCAGUUGCUCUGCGGCAUGUGGGAUCUUCCCGGACCAGGGCUCGAACCCGUGUCCCCUGCAUUGGCAGGCAGAUUCUCAACCACUGCGCCACCAGGGAAGCCCCUACCCUUAGCUUAAUGUAUAGUUCGGCUGGUAUAUCAGUUUGGAUUAGUUUCAACUACGUGUAACAGCGACAACAAAGAAAACGGUGGCUUAAAUUAGAGAGGUUAAUUGCUUUUCAUGCACAGGUUCAGGAUUUAGGUAUCCAGAACAAGUUUGAUAGCACCACAAAGCCAUAGACUAUCCAGGCUCUUUCUCGUCCACUGCCCUUGACGUGAGCCUUCCAUUUUCAAGGUCACCUCAUGACCCACAAGGACUGAGCAAGAUAUCAGAUAUUCCCCUCAACUAAAUAUAAAAUUCAGGCAGAUUAAAAAGUUAAAUCAGAUUAAGAAAACUCAAAGCAUAGGAAAACUAGAGGAAAAUGGAAUAGACUAUGCCUUAAAAUUUGAGAAAGACUCCAAGGCCUUAAUGAUAAAAAUGGCAUUUGGUGUCACACUUUUGAAAUAUUAAUCAUUAUUUCAGUUGUUUCAAUCAUUAUUUCUGCAAUUCCCUUUUUUCCAUCAAGCCCUCUCACCAUGAAACUAGAACGUGGUU
This is a messenger RNA of Physeter macrocephalus (sperm whale), 4068 nucleotides long. RefSeq lists its product as uncharacterized. The record is from RefSeq and is a predicted model, not a curated record. The transcript has 7 exons. Lineage: Eukaryota; Metazoa; Chordata; Mammalia; Artiodactyla; Physeteridae. The coding region runs from base 18 to 1094 and encodes 358 amino acids.